AUGGUUGUAAAUCACCAGGGCACCAUGCAGCGUUUGCUUGUGCUGCUUGUUGCGCUGGCUUGCUCGGUGGUAGGCGUAGUGGCCAUCGUACCUGGCAAGGCCUUUGACCGCUUCAUCACCAUUUGGCUUGAGAACCAGGACUAUGAUAAAGUUGCAAUUGAUGCCACUUUUAAGGAUCUCAAAAGACAUGGCAUAUUCCUUACGCGUUACUACGCGCAGACGCAUCCCAGUCAGCCCAACUACAUCGCUGCUAUCAGCGGCGACUACUAUGGUUUGAAUCACGACGAUAUGGUGCGCAUACCAUCCAAUGUUGCCACAGUUGUUGAUCUGCUCGAGUCCAAGAACAUCUCAUGGGCUGGCUAUUUUGAGGACAUGCCUGGCCCUGGCUACAUGGGCAAUGCCAGCGAUGGCUCAACUGGUAAUGGCGCCUGGGACUACGUGAGAAAACACAACCCCUUUGUCUCAUUCGACAGCAUCACCAAUGAAGGCGAGCGCCUUCUGAACUUGGACUCGUUUGAUGUGUUCCAGCGGGCCUUCAAGGCUCGGCAGGUCCCCCAGUUUGUUUUCAUGUCACCCAACAUGAUGAACGAUGGCCACAAUACAACCCUCGAGUUCGCGACACAAUGGUCGCACAAGUUCCUUGAGCCUCUUUUGGCCGAUAACGCCUUCGACGAGCGCACCCUAAUUAUGCUCACAUACGACGAAUCAGAGGAUUACAGCAAGCCGAACCACAUAGCUACCUUGCUCUUGGGCAGCGCCAUCCCGCCCAAGUUGAAGGGCACCACGGACGAUACCUUUUAUACCCACUACAGCAUCCUGUCUACGAUCGAAGCCAACUGGAAGCUCCCUCAUCUGGGCCGCUACGACGUCGGAGCCAACGUCUUCCAGUUUGUUGCCGACUGGACAGGCUAUACAGGCAACCGGGACCCUCCUAACGCUGCGUCGGUCAACAACUCCCUCUCCUACCCAGGGGCUCUCAAUAAUGAUACCAUGAAGGUGAUUGGGAUCCCUCCUCCCAAUACUAAGCUCAUCGGCGCUAGUGGGCUCGGAAUUCUCGAUCAAAUCAGAGCUGAGUGGUCAAUUGCCGCGACCUGGAAGACACCUUAUGACGGGAGCGGCAAGGUCUUUGACGGAGACAAGAACCUGCCUGUUUAUGCAGCGCCGGCACCAAAUCACCAGUUAUAA
Messenger RNA from Thermochaetoides thermophila DSM 1495, 1185 nucleotides. Its product is annotated as acid phosphatase-like protein. Lineage: Eukaryota; Fungi; Ascomycota; Sordariomycetes; Sordariales; Chaetomiaceae. The transcript is spliced from 3 exons. Gene Ontology annotation, molecular function: hydrolase activity, acting on ester bonds. Gene Ontology annotation, biological process: phospholipid catabolic process. Bases 1 to 1185 code for a protein of 394 amino acids. The record is from RefSeq and is a predicted model, not a curated record.